This is a messenger RNA of Populus euphratica (Euphrates poplar), 3709 nucleotides long. RefSeq names its product protein STICHEL-like 2. Gene Ontology annotation, cellular component: DNA replication factor C complex; DNA polymerase III complex. The record is from RefSeq and is a predicted model, not a curated record. Gene Ontology annotation, molecular function: ATP binding; DNA binding; DNA clamp loader activity. NCBI's taxonomy places the organism in Eukaryota, Viridiplantae, Streptophyta, Magnoliopsida, Malpighiales, Salicaceae. Gene Ontology annotation, biological process: DNA repair; DNA-templated DNA replication.
AAGGGAUUUCUCAUGGUUAAAUGGAAUCAAAAGCAGCCACCUCAGUGGUCAUUAAUGAAUGACAUUUACCGCUUCACUAGUUACCAACCACGACAGCAUCAAACUCUAUCAUCAACUCUUUACUACUACUGCUAGAGCUCCGGGUCCAGCAGCAGCAGCAUCGGCAUCAUUUUGGUUUUGCAGUUGAACUAGUGCAGCUACGGUGGUAUCUCUUGUUCCAAAACCGAGACCUUCUCUUCUCUUAAUUUGGAUGGGAAUGCAGCUCUCGAUGGUGAUGGAUCCUGAAAUUUGAUUUUGGAGUGUCCUGAAGGAAUUCAUUUGUUACUCCUAAUAUUUGAUUUUGGAAAAUGGCAGAUGAGGGGCGACAUUCUGUUGAUAUUCCCAUCACAAGAACCCUUAUAGCCCUUAGGAGAGUGAGGUCACUAAGGGAUCCCUCAACCAAUUCUAUGAGCAAAUUCUCUGCCUUAUUGGAAAAUGCCAACCGGGAAACGAAUUCCACCAAAGAUAUAUCUUCACAGUCUACCAAUGGUUCCAAAGAAGGUGGAUCAAACCAUAAUCGUGUUUCGGGAUGGGAAAAUUUAGGUCUUGAUGGACGGAGUAAGCAACAAGUUGAUAAUUUUGAUUCCGGAAGUGAUUUUGAGAAAUCCAAGUUAAUUUUCGGUGACAGUUUGGGUGGAGUGAAAAAUAUGGAUGCUCUUUUUAGGACCAAAGAAGUGGAAGGAUUGGAUAGUUGUAAGGAAGAGAUUAAUGGAACCAUGUCGUUGAGUGAAGUGUAUUAUGGCAGUCACAGGAACAAAGAGCUGGACUUGGUAUGCAUCACACCUUCGAGUAAUCAUUUUGAGGAUGUUGAUUCAACUAAUGGACCCAUUGCGGGAUCUCCACUAGGAGAAAGUACAGACCAGUCUGUGACAAGACGAAAAUCUCAAUACAAAAAUCAAGUCCAGUCAUAUGGUGGGGUGGGUGACAUUUUGAGUCGCGUAGGUGGUCCAUGCUUUUCUGUCAGUGAUGCCCUGUCAAGCCAAGGCACAUCAUUGUUUGCAAACAAAGAGGCUGAUUUCAUGGUUCCAAAAGACCACGGAUGUGGGAUAAGCUGCUGCUGGACAAGAACCCCAAGACUCAGAGAUUCAAACCCAUAUUCUGAUUCUGAAGGCAAUCCAUUGUUGACCAGGGAUGUAGUUGAGACAAGCCUUUGUCGGAAGAGGAGCUGGAAGCAUGCUACAAAUGAAACUCCUAGGAGUUUGAGUCAGAAAUUUAGGCCAAAAUCUUUUGACGAACUGGUGGGACAAGGUGUAGUGGUAAGGUCUCUUUUGGGUGCCAUUUCUAGAGGAAGGAUAACCUCUUCAUAUCUCUUCCAUGGUCCUCGUGGCACUGGCAAGACCUCUGCCUCUAAGAUAUUUGCUGCUGCCCUGAAUUGCCUCUCACAUGAGGAGUACAAGCCAUGCGGUCUCUGCCGAGAAUGUUAUGUGUUCUUUUCUGGAAGGAGCCAGGAUGUGAAAGAAGUGGACUCUGUGAGAAUUAAUCAGACCAAAAGGAUUAGAUCUCUUAUUAAGGAUGCAUCAAUGCCACCAAUUUCAUCACGUUUCAAGGUUUUCAUUGUUGACGAGUGUCAUUUGUUGCAUGGAGAGACAUGGGCAAUUGUUUUGAAUAGCCUAGAGAACCUUUCUGAAAAUGUUGUCUUUGUAAUGAUCACUUCUGAACUGGAUAUGCUACCGAGAAGUGCAGUCACACGGUCUCAAAAGUAUCAUUUUCCCAAGAUAAAAGAAGCUGAUAUAGCUGGCAGAUUGAGGAAUAUCUGUGUUGAAGAAGCCCUUGACUUUGAUCAUGUUGCCUUGGACUUCAUUGCGGCCAAGUCAAGUGGUUCCCUUAGGGAUGCAGAAAUUAUGCUUGAUCAAUUGAGUUUGCUCGGUAAAAGAAUCACAAUGACCAUGGUCCAUGAGCUUAUUGGAGUUGUUUCUGAUGAUGAAUUGCUUGGCUUGCUGGAUCUGGCUUUGUCAUCUGACACUUCAAGCACUGUUAUAAGAGCCAGGGAGUUGAUGCGGUCCAGGAUUGAUCCUAUGCAACUUGUAUCUCAGCUGGCAAAUCUCAUAAUGGAUGUUCUUGCUGGUAAAUGCAAGGAUGAUAGUUCUGAAGUCAGAAGAAAGUUUUCAAGGAAGCAUUCUUCUGAAGGGGACAUGCAGAGACUGAGUCAUGCCCUGAAAAUACUUUCUGAAAGUGAGAAGCAACUGAGAAUGUCAAGAAACCAAAGUACAUGGCUUACGGCAGCUCUCCUGCAGUUGAGCUCACUGGAAGCCUCGGCUGUGGAUGUGAAUGAUUCAAAGUCUUCAAUCAGAAAUGGGCAUGACAGAGAUGGAGGCUUUUCCAGCACACCGUCCACCGGGGAGGGCUUGAAGCAUCUUGCCCCGUAUUCAUGUGAAGACAGUAAGUUGCAAAAAUCACAAGUACAAGGGGGUUGCCAAGUGACAUUAGAUACUAUAUGGAAGAGAACUAGUGAAUUAUGCCAAUCAAAUUCACUCAGGAAUUUCCUAAGGAAACAAGGGAAACUAUCUUCUCUUCAUAUUAAUAGAGGUCUGGCAGUAGCUGAAUUGGAAUUCCAUCAUUCUGAAUAUGCAUCCAAGGCUGAAAAGUCAUGGAAGCUUAUUGCAAGUUUGCUGCAAACAAUUUUGGGUUGUAAUGUUGAAAUUCGGAUCAAUCUUGUACUUUGUGCUCCUCCUGCAUCGAAAUGUGCCAAACUAUGGAAGCAAUCUUUUUGUAUUUUUGGUUGUUCUCGGAGAAUGAGGCACAAAUCACAACCACCCAUUGAAUGUGGCAUUGACUCCGACUACUCUGAUCACAUCUCUGAAAGGCCUAUGAUAAGAGAGAGAGCUAUUUCAGCCUGUCCCUCUGAUUCUCGAUCCCAGAUACCACACAACUGUUAUCACAGAGCGGAAGUAGUGAGGGCUCUAAGAAACAGUGAAGGGAAUGUGCUGAGCAUAGGGACAACCUCAUCUCUCAGAUCACUUCAUGAUGAUACAUCUAAAACCCCUGGGUAUGGAUUUUCUUCUUCAAAGGAUGGGGGAAACGACCUUGACUAUGCAGUUUUCUCUAGUCAAGAGGCUGAGGAUCAGCCGAACUGCUUUCCUAAAAGUCUCAGACUGCAAAAGAUGAUACGUUCUUCAGAGGAUACUCAAGUGGUUUGUAUAGGUAAUCAUCAAGAAAACCAGAUGGAGAAGAAACCUAUUGAAACAUGCACUAAAGCCAAUGAUUCAUAUGUUUUGAGUGGCAACGACUGCAACUCCACCACUGAGAAUGGGCUAAGGGAGGAUUCUGUUGCUCUUUGCUGGAGAACUCCCACGUUCCCGGCAAACAAGGCAUGGGAGCUGGCCCCUCAGCAACGAAGAUCACCUCUGGUUCGGUGGGCUCUUCCCUGCGCCCCUGCUAAGUAGAUCUGCUGCGUAAGGAAGAUUAAAGAACUUUUGUGUGGGCUGCAGAGGAGCUUCAAAUAUUACAAUGCACAUUUUUUAAUGCAUAUAUAUACAUAUAAACAGAAUUCUGGGCAUAUCAGUGUAUGGAUAUCGUAGCUCUUUCAAAUUGAAGUAGUUUCAGUAUGUAGUUAGUUCAAAUCAUGGUUGCACGGAUGAUAUUAACAAUCAAUGUGAUUCUUUUCAUCCCUUAAUUAUGUAAUUACCAUAUUAUUUUGUUUAAAAAUUUAGCAAAAGCUCUUACUUAGCAU